Messenger RNA from Parnassius apollo (apollo), 429 nucleotides. The record is from the annotation of a GenBank genome assembly. Lineage: Eukaryota; Metazoa; Arthropoda; Insecta; Lepidoptera; Papilionidae.
AUGAUUAAGAAAAUCUUUUUGUUCCUAUUCGUUACUAGUUGUUUGGUACAUGAAUUGCAUACAUCAGAAGUGUCUUUUAUUAAAUCAUGCAAAGCUGGUGACCACGAAUGUCUAUUAGCUGCUAACACUCAAAUUGCGAUUCCCUACAUCGCCGAUGGCAUUGCCGAACUUGAAAUACCUGCAUUGGAACCUAUGCAUUUUGAAAAUAUAACAAUUGACCAAGGAUUCUUCAAAUUGUUUUUGCAAAAUAUGAAGGUAACUGGUGCCAGAAAAUGCAAGGUUGCUGAGAUGAAGCGUAACUUUAGAGAAUCUACAAUGAAAAUGACUUUAGAUUGCCCACUUGAAGCAACAGGCAGAUAUAUUUUUUCUGGAAGUCUUUGGUAUCACGCAAUCAGUAAUGAAGCGGACUUCUUAAUACACGCAGCUUGA